Messenger RNA from Plodia interpunctella (Indianmeal moth), 3506 nucleotides. RefSeq lists its product as uncharacterized. Lineage: Eukaryota; Metazoa; Arthropoda; Insecta; Lepidoptera; Pyralidae. The record is from RefSeq and is a predicted model, not a curated record. The transcript has 3 exons. The coding region runs from base 2379 to 3371 and encodes 330 amino acids.
UCUCACUAGUUCGAUUCAGUAGUUCGAUCGUCGAACUAGUGAGAAUUUUUUUUCUCAUUUGUUCGACCGUCGAACUAGUGAGAAUGUUUGUUCUCACUAGUUCGAUCCGUUAACUUAUUAUUAUUAUUAAUCGAGAAGCAAGAACAUUAAGUACCGAUAUAAUAGAUAUUGGUCACAAAUACAUACAUUGUAUAGGUAAUUAUAAAAUGAAAAUCUUUUAGGUAUAUUUUGUAGGUAUAAUUAUUAUUUAAGUAUUAUUAUAAUAUAGUAAACGUCAAAAUUCGACUGCAAGUAAAUUAAUAGUAAACAAUACAAACAGUUUAAAUACAUAAUACAAAUCAUUGUCAUAUCACCCGGAAGUCGUCCACUGGUAUAUUUCCUUAAAUGCAUCUAUGCCUAUAGCACUUAGGUAUGUGCAUAAUAAGUUUAGUAUUAUAAAUAUUUAACUAAACGCCCCACCCCAGAAAGAGUGUGGUCAUAGUUCUGUUGUCUUAUUUUGAGGGUACAUGCUUUUUGUUAUAUUUUGAGGGUAGAUGUUUCGCAAAAUGGAAGUAUUACGCUGUUCAGCUCUGCAGUAGCAAUGUUUAUUUCGUGGUGCCUGUUUAUUUUACUGUUUAUAUUUUCGGAAUAAUGUCUAAAGAAGUGAAAUUAUUAAAAAGCGGUCGUGGAAGGAUUCUGCAAUUAGAAGGACAUCAAUAUUAUUCUAUGCGUAAAUACAAAAAUGGCCACAGCAUUUGGCGGUGUAAAAAUUAUAAAAGUUUAAAAUGUACCGGUUCCGUCACAAUGAAUAUGGUAAGUCUUGGUUAUUUUAUAUGUACAUAAUGAUAAUUGUUGUACGUAUAUUUACAUAUUAUAGGUGUUGUAUGUGUAUUUUUAUUUGUAAUAGUUUUAAUGUACAAGCAAAAUAAUUCAUGAAUUCCUAUAUUUUUUAAACAUUGCUUUUGUUUAAGGACUUCACUAAUAAUUUACAAUCAAAACCCCACUGCGGUCAAUGUAAUCCAGAUGAAACACGAAAUACAAUCAAUGUUAUUUUAAAUAAUGCUUGCGAAGAAGCAGCUACGGGAAGAGAACCAGCUCCUAGGGUCUACAACAGAGCUUUAAUUACAUUAAAAAAUCAAGGCCUGCAUUUAGCUUCUAAGAGUGUACCUGAAUUUUGUGAAAUGAAGUCACGCAUUUACAGAAGGAGAAAUAAGUUAGCACACGUAAAAAAAAUAAAUGCAAAGACUGUUGAGGAAGUCGAAGUUCCUAGUACUUUUUCAGAUUUCUUACUCGCUGAUUACAGUCAUAAAAAAAUGAGAAUAUUAGUGUUUUGUUCAAAUGAUGCCCGAGAAAUUAUAAAAAAAAUUAAACACAUCUUUAUGGAUGGGACCUUUAAAUCAUGUCCGACACCUUUUCAGCAACUUUUUACAAUUCACGGAGACAUCGGCAGUGAUACAAAUAACACGAAUGUCAUCCCUUUGGUGUACGCUUUCAUGAGUCACAGGACCAAAAAAGCUUACUCACUUUUAUUUGAUUUAAUUGGGUCCCAAAUUCCAGAGUGGAAGCCUGCUAAAGUCACGAUAGAUUUCGAAGAAGGCACAAUGAAAGCGUUGAAAACAUUGAAUGUUACAGUCAAAGGUUGCUACUACCAUUACGUGAACAGCUUGUGGCGCAAAGCAAAAACCCUGGGUUUAACUAAAGACAAACGCAACAGAAGAAUAAUUUCAUUAUGCGCCAACUUGGCAUUGCUUCCAGAAAAUGAAAUUGUUUCAGGAUGGGCGUAUAUUCAAAACGAAAUGAAGAAGAAUUGCGAAUCUAUAAUUAAGUUUAAAGAUUAUUUCGAUAAAUACUGGAUGAAGGGUGAUUAUCAUAGAAUUUGGUCGGUUUAUGGCGAACGCCACCGAACAAAUAAUGCAGUAGAAGGAUGGCACCAUAAAAUAAAUAACCUUGUAACGAAAGGGCAUGUAAACCUAUUGCAAAUAUUACAUAUUUUACGGGACGAUUCCUUAUUGUCUUCAUAUCAAAAUGACAUUCUUCAGAGACCUUCAACAUCAAACAAACGUUGUAAAAGGAGAAAAACUGAUUUAUUCAAUGACGAUUACAUUAUUGAUGCUCAAAUGCAAUUAAUAUGCGGAGAAAUUGGUGUUGGGCACUUUUUAGAAAAGAUGCGAUAAUUAUAGUUACAUUGAGACUCAAUGUGACAAAAUAAUUAGCCGGGUCCACACCGGACGAUCCAUCGCGCUCCGAUCGCGCGCGGCAGCAGCGCGAUCCAAAGAUGCAGGCGGUGUAGACGUGCCGCGCGCGAUCCAUGCGCACGUAUUGGAGCGCGCGCUCCCUACCUCGCGCGAUCCGUGUGCGGUCGGUUUUUGUGCCAGCAUCAAAGGUGCCUCAGUUGCGUGAUGCGCGCGGUGUGGACGGUUGUGUUGGUUCGCGCGAUCCACCUCGCCAUGGACAUCUCAGAAAGUCGCCGUUUGAUAUCGCUUUAUAAAGAAUUUAAAUGUUUAUGGGAUCCCAAAGAUUCUAAUUACACCAAUAGAGGUGUUAGAGAUGAUGCUUGGCGUCAGAUUUCUCGUGAAAUGGGGAAUAAGUCGAUCGAGAACCUAAAGAAAAAAAUGCGAUCUCUGGCGGGAGGCUACAGAAGGGAGAAAUACAGAGAGAAGCAAAGCCGUAUAACUGGAUCCGGUGCUCAAGAUACAUAUAAAUCAAAGUGGUUUGCGUAUGAUGACUUCGACUUUAUGGCGGAUAAAAAUGAACCCGGAACCACACGCGAUACAUUGGAACAUGUAGAAUCUGAUACGACUGAAGGGGUUAAUACUACAGUGAGCGAAAACGAGAACAGUAACAUUAGUAGUGACAUACAACCGGAGAGAGCCAACCACCACACAGAGCAGAGUAGAGAGCACAAUGAUCAGAAUGCACAAACCAGUGUCCAAACAACAAACAAAAGAACAAAAAAAAGAAAGAAAACUACUUCUAAUAAUGCAGAUGACAUAUCAGAUGAAACUCUUUCAGAGGCUUUCCAACUUCUGCAACAAUGUGCUCAGCCACCACAACCGGAAACUGAUUCUUACAUUGCUUUCGGGCAGUAUAUAUCUACUGAAUUGCGGAAAUAUGAUGCAGUAACAUUAGCUAAUGUCAAAAAUGCUAUAUGCCAAGUUAUUUUUCAAGCUGACACAGGAAGAUAUGGGGAUAGCAAUUAUGGAUAUUACACUAAUUCAUAUCCUGGCACACCAAUAGCAUCCACUUCAUCACAGUCCCAGUCUCUACAACCUCAAAAUUAUCCAGCUCCAAUUCCACAGACAUCACCGUCUGCUCAUCUAGCCUCCAAUUCAUCGCAGUCCCAGUUUGAGAAACCUCAGGAUUAUUCACUUCCACAGUCAUCACCGAAUUAAAUAAGUACCUACCUAUAUACCUAUAUCAUGUUUUCAAAAAAUAAUUAAUAAUUGUAAACAUGUUACUUCUUUAAAUUAUGAUUGUAAUACAAUACUUUUUUAUUGAGUAAUAAAGUAUGGUUUUACUUACCUUUA